Molecule: messenger RNA, 3801 nt
Organism: Scophthalmus maximus (turbot)
Lineage: Eukaryota; Metazoa; Chordata; Actinopteri; Pleuronectiformes; Scophthalmidae
Product: centrosomal protein of 95 kDa-like
Exons: 21
Coding region: 193-2862 (889 amino acids)
Cellular component (GO): centrosome; spindle pole
Source: RefSeq, a predicted model, not a curated record
GAGCGUAACACCCAAUCAAACAAGACUUCAGUUUCAAACGAGAGCCGAUAGUUCCUUCUGUCUUAAACGGAAAAAACCACAACACCAUCACAACCAGCCCCAGCUCCGCUCGAGGCUCGACUGUAAGAGACCUGUUUUAUCAGCCAGUCGGUUGUUUAUGAGCGUCCGCUGCCUCUCGUCGACAGCUGUUUCAUGGGAACCCAGGAGGGAGAGAGAGAUUGGGUAGAUGUGGCAAAUGAUCUCUUCACCAAGUGUCACAUGAACCUGAGGCUGAGGCACCUGACGGACUGUGAUGCCAAUGUGUUCAGUGCCCUGUAUGAGAACAUCUUUGGGGAGAAAGUUCCAGAUUAUAUCGCAGCACCUUGCAGUCAAGAGGAUGACAUCCACAACAUUCAGUCUGUGAUUGAUUCACUGUCUCUGGAUUACCUUCAGAUCAGUCUAUCACACAUUACAGGAGAAAAUGUUGUCAGAGGAGACAAAGAGUCAAUCAAGAACCUCCUGGAAAUCUUUGAUGGCCUCCUGGAAUACCUCAAUGUGGAGAUAAGCGGGGACUCACUGAAUGGUGAGGAACUGAGUAACGGUCUCAAUGAGUUGGUCCUCGGUGAAACCAAGGAGUCAGCAAGUUGCGAUGCCACCGAGCACAAGGAGACUAAAAGGGAGGGAACAUCUUUGUCUUCCUCUGUAGAUUCGGCUGCCCAGUCCAGUAAACAUUCCUUCCAUUCCUGGAACGCUGAGGAGAUUGGAUCAGCCAGUGAGCUCAUUGGACUGGGAGUCUCUGCUCGCACGUUUACUGGAAAACAAGAAGGACUGGCUGACCCUGCGCAGACCUCCGACCCAGUCACCACCUCUGGUCCUCUGGAUGCCCAGGAUGCUCCACUGACUGAACCGCUGCACUUAGCCAUCGCUCUGCAGCCACCCAACCAGAGCAACACUCCCCACACACCUGACAAAGACCCACACACACACAUCCAGCCCCCCAAACCUGCUGGGCUCAGCCGGGGGGACACAGAGGAAGAUGCUGUCACGGCAGAGAUCCCUGAACUGGUAGCCGAGGCUGUUGUUAGCGAUAGACCACAGUCGCCUCCCCCCUGCCGGUCUUCUGCUGUAAGUGAGAAGUCUUUGUCCAGUCAACAAAGAACCAGGACAGAAGUGGACGGGGAGACACUGGAGCCCACUAAUGGAGGCCCCCGGAGGGUUUUAUUCCGCACCCAGCCAGAUGUGCUCUUCCUUACGCUGCAGGAGGAGACGGCCCCCACUACCCCUUCCCCACCAGACACUGAAGAGCAAGAUCAAGAUGAGGAGGAUCUGAGUUAUAUACCAAGACUACAGGGCAGAAGAAUAUAUCAGAGGGAAAGGACAGACCUCAGUCACCGGUUACAGGAGGGUUUUGAGGAACCUCUGUCUUAUCGCAGACAAAGGAACAGGAAAGCAGAAGAGGAGCUGCAUCACAUAUCCGAAAAUCUGUCCUAUCGACUUGAAGAACUCGACGAGAUGCUUAAACGAGUCCUGGGAGAAAGUGGCGAGUCCAGUGAGCUCAGGGAAGAGGACAAGCAGUCCCACCACAGCGACAGCAUCAUGGAGUGUCGCAAGACUCCCAGACAACACACAGAUUCAGGAACAACCGACGUGGAAUCCACACACCGCACACGCUCCUUGUCCCCCUCCCCUCCACGGGUCCAUUGCCCCCUGCAAGGACAGUUAGAAAAUGCCAUGGCAGAGGCCUUGAGCCUGGAUGAUGGGAGACAGACGAACCUCACAGCUUCUGGUCAGUCAAGGCGAGGACAGCUACGUCACCGACUGUCUCACAGAAAACAUAGCAAGUAUCUGGAGAAUCAGGCCUAUGAGGAGGAGUUGAAACGAUAUGAAGACAAAGAACGGGCAGAUCUAAGCAAGGCGCGUCUGAAAGCUCAGGAAGCCGAGCAAGAGUACCGCGAGGCCAUAUUGAAGGAUGUUCCACAAGCCCCCCGACUGUCCCCAGUUAGAAUGAAGACCCAGCACAAAUCACAACGGAACACACAAACAGCACCAGGAUGGAGAAGGCAGGACGCUCCCAGGAAAACACAGAUGAAGGUGAAGGAGAAUGAACUCCUCCCUGUGCUCCUGGAGGAGUUGCCCCACCUUCACGUUUCUCCCCAUGCUCUGGGCAGAAUGUGGGAGCAGCAGAUGCAGCAAGUGGACAGACUCCACGCCAUGUCAUCCUCGCAUAGCCACCAGCGUCGCAGCAAACUCUCCGGCAAGGUGGAGGAAGCGCAGAGGAAACAUGACCUGCUGGUGGAUAUAGUCCGGAAAGAUCAGGACCACAGCAGGCGUCUGAGGGACUUCAAAGAGCGUAUCCAGCAACAGAAGUCGACACAAAGCAGACUGAGAGAACAGAGGCAGCAGAUCGCCCGCGCCAAGAAGUACCACAACGACUACCACGUGCAACACCGUGCUCGUCUGAUGAGGGCACGCACCAAGGAGGAGAGGAUGUUUCGGAACAUGUUUGAGGAGGUUUUAGAGCUGCAGAAAGUCCGGCUGAGGGAACAGAGAGCCUACGUCAAGGAGCAGCGACUGGAGCAUCAGAGACAACACCAGGACCACAUCAAGUCAAUGGAGAACUACUACAAAGACCAAUUUUCACUACUGGCUGAAAAACUUGCAGAAGAGCGACAGGACAUCCUUGUUCGGAAAAACGCUCAAGAAAAGGCCCUGCUGAAGAUGAAGAGAGAGCUGCGCUCCAAGAUGGAGCGUGAGAUUGGCGAAUUGCAGAAAAUCAUCAUCCAGAACAAUGAGGACGACUUCAUCCAGGAUCUGGAGGUCCAGAGGCUGCGGAAUCGGGUCCACGUGGCUUCAUUCCAGCACAACACUAGUUAUCUUCAUUGAUGAGGGAAGCGGGGCUGUGGAUGAAGAUCCCCUCGAUCAAGGCCGGAUUUAUAUCAUAUGAACAUGCAAGAGUCUGUCUCUGCCUUUCACAACCGAGGAUAACGGCUUAUUGACUGAACAGUACAGUACCAUGACCUCGGGCAUCUUCAUUUACAGAUUUGCACGGGUGAACUUGUACGAGUCCUGAUUAAUAAUGAACUGAACACUUCAACAAAAUGUAGCUACUAACUCUUCCUCUCACAUCAGCUGCUACUCUUGAACCUUGAAGACACCUUGGACCAAGUCCCCUUCUCUUCCAUGGAUUUAGUUCUUGGUAACUAAGAAUGUUUUUAAAGUGGUCCCUCACUGUGUGUGUGUGUGUGUGUGUGUGUGUGUGUGUGUGUGUGUGUGUGUGUGUGUGUGUGUGUGUGUGUGUGUGUGUGUGUGUGUGUGUGUGUGUGUGUGUGUGUGUGUGUGUGUGUGUGUGUGUGUGUGUGUGUGUGUGUGUGUGUGUGUGUGUGUGUGUGUGUGUGCUGUUAUAGUAGCAAAAAAAUCUGUAAACAGUUUCUUCCUCUUGCCAUCUAGCGACCACCAAUGCAAAGUUAGUAUGAAUGUGACCAACAAGAUUAUUAACUUCCUUUUUUUCCUUUCAUGUGCUAUGUCUUCCUUUAAUAUUUCAGCCAUGCCAGCAAAUUAAUUAUUUAUUUUUUAACUUUAAUGUCGUUUGAUUUUAGUUCACCUGGUUUUGCUUUUUCAUCACCGGGGGCGAUGAUAAUCAGUCCUUCGUGACGUCUCCUCGGCUCUGUUGAUUGUUUUUAACUCACAGGCCUAAACAUACUUUUGGACCAAGAUGCCAACGGUUGUAAUCAUGUUGUUGAAACACUGUCCACUCAUAACUGUGCAAUGUAUCGAAUGAGCACACAGAUGUCCUGUCAUCCUUCAUUAAAUAUGUGGCUCUCU